AUGAAUCCAGAAACUGAAAAGAUAACAUUUCGUUCAGCUAAACAACAAAACUUAAGGAAAAGACUGAGAUCUACAAGUGAAGUUGGAGCGGACAAUGAAAUUGUUGUUGGAGAUAGCAUUAAUUACGACUUGAUCAAUGAAACCAAAGCAAAACAAAAACUUCGAACACGUCAAAAUGGCGUGAAGUUUGCGACUUUGGCACUUGGGAAAAAAAUAUCACUCGAAGAAGAAGUCACGGUUAAAGAUCCGUUUAAUAUCCAAAUAGGAGGAAUGGUCAAUAUGCAAGCUCUCAAAGCAGGGAAAACUAAAACUAAUUAUGAAGGUGCUUAUGAUACUGACAUUGGCACACAAUUUUCGGCAGAAACUAAUAUAGGAGACACAGAUGAAGAAAUGAUGAAUACAUUGUUAAGAUAA
Molecule: messenger RNA, 414 nt
Organism: Clunio marinus
Lineage: Eukaryota; Metazoa; Arthropoda; Insecta; Diptera; Chironomidae
Source: the annotation of a GenBank genome assembly